Molecule: messenger RNA, 666 nt
Organism: Aaosphaeria arxii CBS 175.79
Lineage: Eukaryota; Fungi; Ascomycota; Dothideomycetes; Pleosporales
Exons: 2
Coding region: 1-666 (221 amino acids)
Biological process (GO): mRNA processing
Cellular component (GO): Prp19 complex; catalytic step 2 spliceosome; precatalytic spliceosome
Source: RefSeq, a predicted model, not a curated record
AUGCCUCUAAUCAACGAAUACUACGAAUCUCUUCCCUACGUUGAUGCGCCUCCCAGCGAGAACGCCAUGUCCGCCGCGCGAGCGCAAAUUGAGGCCGACAUGAAGAGCGCGGGUGUCGACCCAACCCAACUCCAUCCAGCCCUCAUCCCAUCCGCAUCGUACACACCUACAUUUUCGCCUGCCAUCGAGCAGGAGCACGCACGCAUCCAGGCCGACGCGGGUUCAAAGCUCUCUGCUAUCGACUCAAAGCGCUACCAGGAGCCCGAGAAACCUUCCAAUACGACUCCUACCUCCGAUGAGGACAAGCCAGAGCUCCUCCAGCAAUGGAACGCUGCUCUGAGGCAGGCAUACACGAGCUCUGAGUACCUCCAGGCGCGAUCAACGCAGCUGGGAUUGCUGGAGAAAUUUGGCAAAAACGCUUGGUUGACUGGCAAUUUUCAGCUGGAGAACAUUCUGAAGGACAUCGAGACUGAAUUGGCCCAAGUGAGGAAGCAACAAGAAGACAUCGACGCCCUGCAGCGUUCUCAACAGGAGGCUGUGCGUGGCGAAUUCACAACAUUGGAAGAGACCUGGAAACGUGGCGUAGGCAGAGUCCUGGAGACUGAGGUUGCCGCUGAGGGGCUCAAGCAGCAGAUACUUGAGCGAAGGAGGGCUGGCGCUGUUUAA